Homarus americanus (American lobster) is the source of this 2146-nucleotide messenger RNA. RefSeq names its product adhesive plaque matrix protein-like. The coding region runs from base 87 to 1583 and encodes 498 amino acids. The record is from RefSeq and is a predicted model, not a curated record. Lineage: Eukaryota; Metazoa; Arthropoda; Malacostraca; Decapoda; Nephropidae. Gene Ontology annotation, molecular function: oxidoreductase activity, acting on a sulfur group of donors, disulfide as acceptor. The transcript is spliced from 8 exons.
GGCUGGGGCAUAAAGGCUGUUGUCUAUUGCUGGUUUAGUCUCACUGUGGCCACUCCAUCUGGCUGACACUUCAUAAACACGCGGUCAUGACGGCCAUCAGAGUGCUAGUGGUGAUGGUGAUGGCAGUGGCUGUGACCAGCGCCUUAGGCCCUCACACAGGUUACCAGCAGGCUAGGAGCUACGCCCUCGGUCCUUUCAGAAGUCAACAGGUCCGGUAUUACGCUCGAGGUCCUAACAUAAGCCGUAACUACAGACGGAAGUGGAGAUGUCCCCGUCAGAUCUCCUGUCCCGCGUCUAACCCUUACUACAACCCCUGCUGCCGCCCUCCACCCCCUCUACCCCCUUGGUAUCCGACAUAUCCACCCACUUUACCACCAACUCCUCCACCCACUUUACCACCAACUCUUCCACCCACUUUACCACCAACUCCUCCACCCACUUUACCACCAACUCCUCCACCCACUUUACCACCAACUCUUCCACCCACUUUACCACCAACUCCUCCACCCACUUUACCACCAACUCCUCCACCCACUUUACCACCAACUCUUCCACCCACUUUACCACCAACUCCUCCACCCGCUUUACCACCAACUCCUCCACCCACCUGGUAUCCAACUUAUCCGUCAACUUAUCCACCUACACCUCCACCCACUUGGUAUCCAACUUAUCCGCCCACUUACCCACCUACACCUCCACCCACCUACGUUCCACUUCCACCAGUAUAUCCACCACAGCCUCCACUACCGUGCGGCGGACCCUUCGUCCCGUGUGGUUGCCCAGCCUUGCCUCCCACACCUCCGCCUAUCUGCCCUCUCCUGGCCGCAGCCGCCGCCCGUGGGAGACGAGCUAAGCGAUCCACGAGGCGGAGAUGUUUCGUGAACGGUCACUGCCCAUCCGGUUACUCAUGUUGCUCGAAUGGCUGUCCCCACCACUCAAAACUGUGUAUCCCAAGCACCACCACCACACCACCCUCACGCCCACGCCAGGUGAAGGUGAGCGUGAUCAUGACCUCAGCGUGUAGUGACACUAUCAACUUUUUCAAGAACUAUUUGCUGCCAGCCACCACCGCCCUCAACAACAGCCUUCACGUGGAGCUGAUACCUUACGGCAAACUGAACCAGAACGGAGGAUGCCAGUUCGGGUACGGUGACUGUCUGGGUAACUGGAUAAUAUCUUGUGCUGGUCACCACCUGGGAGAGAACCAGCUGGAUCAUCUCUCCUUCACCAGCUGCCUCAUUCAACACAACCACGUCCUCAGAAACUCUAACUUUAAAAACAUUAUGUCGACUGUUGUUCAGUGUGCUAACAGUCACCCGGACAAGAUAGAUGCUCUGCAUAGAUGUUCAGUGGGCAUGGAGGGUUACCAGCUAUUCCAAGAUGCUGGCAAACGUCAACAACAGCUGGCUCCUGUACUAAAACAGUUGCCUAUGGUGGCUCUAGACGAGGUACUGGUGAUAAGAAGCCCAGAGGAGCUGCAGAACUUCCAUCAGCUGCUGUGUGACCGUCUGCAGGGAGAAACCGAAGCCCAGGCCUUCUGUCGGGGAGUCCUCGCCCGCAGACAGAACCUUGGUCCCUCUUAAGAGAAUCCACACUUUUGAGGGGUUGACACACACUAAUUAGCUCCCUUACUUACCUUGACAUCUGCUGGUUAGUCUUCUUACCUAUUAUCUUGUUCUUUGAUCAGGUUUUGUUUACCUUUCACUAAAGUGUAACAAUUUAACCUAACUUAAGUGUAAACCUAACUUAAUCUAUCCAGAGCCUAACUUACUUAACCUAUUGUAAUCAGUUCUUAGUCUAAAUUUCAUCCUGACUUAACCUAACCUAACAUAACCUUACCUAUCAAAGGGCUAAACGUACACCAUUAUGUCCAAUGUAACCAAACCUAACCUAACCUCUCCUAAACUUAAACUUAACCAAAGUUUUCGUGUGUCUGUGUGUCUUUGUGUCUGUCUUCUGUUAUGACUGUUUCAUUGGUGUGUCUGUUACUAUGACGACAUUUUUUGAUCAUACUGUAUCAUGUAACCUGAAGGAAAGAGCUGUUGUCAAGUCUGUAGUUACUGUAGUCUGUAUCUUUGUUUACGUGCUUUUGUUUUUGUAUCCCAUUUAUUGAUGACAUUCUGUAAUAAAACCAUAAUUAUUGUUA